AUGUCUGACCUGAACAACAUCAAUCUCAAGACGCGAGGACAGCGAAGUGCCAGUGACGACAAGAAUUUCUUUGCGUCGAGCAGAGACUUCUCUUUGUUUUCGCGUCUUCCCUCGUCUGCUCCGUCUUUCACGUACAACAAUCUGCCGAGUUUCCGGAACGUGAGCUCGUUGUACGACAAUCGACAGCCUUCCACGAACUCCAACGUGGGGAACGUGCCGUUUGUCCCCAGAGAAGCCAUGUUGAACGACAACUUUAAGCCUUCUUCGCGCGGCAGCUCGGGCAUAUCGAAGCUGGGUACCAAAACAGUCGACCCCCAGAAACUCACCCUCACCACAAAAGCUGCCCCCGCCACGCCAGAGGCCGAUUUCCUUGACUUUCUGAAAUGUUUGCUCCUGAUCCUGUACCAGCUGGGAAAGAAGGCGGCUCUUUGGGCAGUCUUCCUGCUAACACUGGUUGGCAACCAGGUGAUCAAGCUUGUGGAGCGCAUUCCGGAGCCCGAGACCGCUGUGGUUGACGGGAUCUCCAGCACGCCGAUUAAACGAGAAAUUGACGGUAUCACUGGUUUCUUAAACAAAAUGGUUCCAAACAGUCUGUCCACGCCUCUAGGACAUGUCGUCAGCGAGGAGGAAAAGCCGGUUAAGUCGUCGAGCAGCAAGAUCAGCCAGCUUGCCUCGAAAUUGAACGAAUCCGCGGUCAACAAAAAAGAUUACGGGACGUUCUUCUACAAGCCAACAACGGCCCGGCCGGACCUGGACAUCGAGGCGAUGUUCCUGAAAUCGAAUCUGAGCAAAUCAGCCGACAAAGAAAACUAUAAAUCCGUGGACUCAUCGCAGGAGCUCCAAAAUAAAGCGUCCCAGAUCACUAGCUCGUUGCGGACCAUGUUUCCGCUGGCCAAAUCGGUGAAAGACAACAGAAGCACGUCUCGGUUCCAGAACCUCGAAUGGCUCAAGAAGGACAACGUGGACUACGUGGAGAACCUGGAAUCCAGCGACCUGUUCAAGGAGUACCAGAAGAUCAUGCAGGAACGGACCAAGAUGCAGGAACUGAUCAAACUCACGAAAUCCAGAGACUCCACGAAAGUGCGGCCGUUGAGCAGCGAUCAGCUGGCCGUUGUGGAGAAGUUCUGGCGGAACCCGGACCCUCGCAAACUGGUUUCCAGUGCGUUCAACAUCGACAUCUACACCCGAGACCUUAAGACUCUGGCCGACCGCAAAUGGCUCAACGACAACGUGAUUGACUUCUACAUGAGUCUUAUUUGCGAGCGGGCGAAAAACGACCCCUCGUUGCCGCAGAUCCACAUCUUUUCAACGCAUUUCUACACCAACCUGUCCACGAAGGGCUACUCGUCGGUGAAAAGAUGGACCAAGCGGGCCAAGGUGGACGUGACGAAGCUGGACUACAUUUUUGUGCCAAUUAAUCUGAACCAGUCGCAUUGGGCGCUGGGCGUGAUCAACAACAAGGAAAAGGCGUUCCAAUACUACGACUCGUUGUACGGAAACGGCGAAGACGUGAUUUACAAUCUGGAGCAGUACAUGGUGAACGAGACGAAAAAGUUGUACGGCGAUUCGAUGAACGGCAUCGACUAUUCGCAGUACGACUCGUUCGAGUCGAUGAAGACGCCCAAGCAGGAAAACGGGUUCGAUUGCGGAGUGUUUGUGUGCACCUUUGUGGACUAUCUCUCGCGGGAACGGCCGUUGAUGUUCUCGCAGUCCGACAUGAAGAGUCUGCGAAGACGCAUGGCAUACGAACUGUGUAUCAAGAAGCUCAUCGAUCAUUGA
Molecule: messenger RNA, 1779 nt
Organism: Ogataea philodendri
Lineage: Eukaryota; Fungi; Ascomycota; Pichiomycetes; Pichiales; Pichiaceae
Exons: 1
Coding region: 1-1779 (592 amino acids)
Biological process (GO): protein desumoylation
Cellular component (GO): nucleus
Molecular function (GO): deSUMOylase activity
Source: RefSeq, a predicted model, not a curated record